Messenger RNA from Pungitius pungitius (ninespine stickleback), 2063 nucleotides. RefSeq names its product zinc finger DHHC-type palmitoyltransferase 16a (gene zdhhc16a). The record is from RefSeq and is a predicted model, not a curated record. Lineage: Eukaryota; Metazoa; Chordata; Actinopteri; Perciformes; Gasterosteidae. Gene Ontology annotation, cellular component: Golgi apparatus. The transcript is spliced from 11 exons. Gene Ontology annotation, molecular function: palmitoyltransferase activity. The coding region runs from base 553 to 1701 and encodes 382 amino acids. Gene Ontology annotation, biological process: protein palmitoylation.
UAUAAGAGCGCGGCACGCGGCGUUGUGUGUUUGUAUGGGAAAACACUGGGGUAAACAAAAGGGAUUUUGGAGCGUUAGGAUUCGAUAAAAACCGACCACAGCCAUGUGCAUUAUGGACACAUCACAUGUCCAGGCUGUCAUAACGCCAAAGCGUGCCUAGUUGCAUCGCAAUGGUCUUUACAUAGCCUAGCUGUGUCCGGUGCUGUGAGCCUGAAUGCUGCUGUCAAGUGUCCCCUCUGCCUCAGGCCACUGCUCCUCGCGCGUUUCUGCAACAAACACAAAGCCAAAAAGGUCCACCCUGACUCCACCUCGUCAGGAAUGCAGUAAAGCAAACUAAGGAUAGGCUUUUGACGGUUUAAACAACCGUCUUCUCCUUCAUACACGUUUGUACCGUUGUCACAAUAUUUCAAUUAGAUUCACGAGAGAACGGUCUUUUUUCCCCCCCAUCUGGUUAGUGUCACUUGGCACAAACGGACAUGGUGAGUUAUAGAAAAAGUUCAACCGCUAAAACAUCCAAGUUCACCGGCUCUCAACUGCAGCGCUUGAUGUAGAAUGCGGUGGUGUUCCAGCUCAAUGCUCCACCUGCUACGGUGCGUGCGGAUCAGGUCAUGCGCCAGGAGAGGAAAGAACACCUUGCCUCUGUGGAUUAGGGAAAUAUGGGCAUACAUCAGACUGCUGGUGCAGUCCUUGUACUUCAGCUCCCUUACAGACUCUGAUGUGGUUUUCGACUCUGUCUUUGAGCCGGUGUUUUGGACCGUGGACUACGUCACACGCUGGUUUGGCACGGUGUUUGUUUGUCUGGUGGUGAUACUGACCGGCUCCAUUUUGGUAAUAGCGUAUCUGAUCCUACUGCCUAUGAUCUUUCGUACAUACUCUCCUCCAUGGAUUGCUUGGCACGUUUGUUAUGGACACUGGAACAUGGUCAUGAUCAUUUUCCAUUACUACAAGGCGAUCACGACUUCCCCUGGGUCCCCCCCGACGGAAAAAAACAGCAGUCCGUUUGUGGCAGUUUGCAAAAAGUGCAUCAUUCCCAAACCAGCAAGAACACACCACUGUGGUAUCUGCAACAGGUGCAUCCUAAAGAUGGACCAUCACUGUCCCUGGCUGAAUAACUGCGUUGGCCAUUUUAACCACCGUUAUUUCUUCUCCUUCUGCGUUGCACUGGCCGUGGGCUGUGUGUACUGUAGCAUCAGUGGCAGAGACCUGUUCAUAGAGGCGUACAGUGCUAUUGAGCGCUUCAAGCAUCUGGAUGUGGAAAAGCCUGGGGUACCAGUCACAGGGAUGGGAGUUCUCAUAGGGCUUCUACCCCCUGGUCAGACCAACUACCAGACAUCUGCACCUCCGCAUACCUUUAAGGAAAAGCUGAUUCACAAGAGCAUCAUCUACAUGUGGGUGCUUACCAGCACUGUGGCAGUGGCCCUGGGAUCUCUGACCCUUUGGCAUGCAGUCCUCAUAUCCAGAGGGGAGACCAGCAUCGAGAGACACAUCAACAGCAAAGAAAGAAAUCGAGUUGUCAAACGAGGAGGGGUUUACAGAAACCCCUUUAACCAUGGCAGGCUGAAUAACUGGAAGAUCUUCUUGGGCGUGGAGAAGACAAGUCACUGGUUGACGCGUGUUCUGCUUCCCUCUGGACACGCCCCACUUGGAGAUGGUUUGCAAUGGGAUGUCUUCCCUGUUAAAAAGGACUUAAUACCUGUAUGACAGGCUCGACUCAGGCAUAGUUGUAGCCUAAUGUCAGCAGAUUUUGCUGUUUCCAACUCAACCUGGUCAUUUGAUCUGGUUGGCGGUUAGGAUUCCUCUAUGGUGGCUUCAGACAGCUGAAGAAAUGGGAACAUAUCAGCGUCCAUUACCUCUAAAAGUUGCUGUGACAUUGCUCAUGGUUUACAUCUAUAUUUCUCAUCAGUGCAAGAGGCAAUGUGUCAUGGAUGGUUUGUUCUUUAAUGGGUUUUGCAAACCGGUUUUACUUGACUUUGAGCUGUGUAAAACUGCGGGACCAGGAUAAUGUGUUAUUUAUCUGUAUUUUUUUUACCUGUUAAGUUAAUAAAUCUUUAUAAAUAGCUUUG